This is a messenger RNA of Triticum aestivum (bread wheat), 2266 nucleotides long. RefSeq names its product translation initiation factor IF-2. The transcript has 5 exons. Bases 152 to 976 code for a protein of 274 amino acids. The record is from RefSeq and is a predicted model, not a curated record. Lineage: Eukaryota; Viridiplantae; Streptophyta; Magnoliopsida; Poales; Poaceae.
CACGGGUCAGGUCUGGGCUGGGCAGAAGGCCAGCCCCUGCGGGGGAAAGGAGUGGCCGAGCGGAGGUUGGUGCAGCGGCAACUGAGGACGGGGUCGGCCGUGGAGGGAGGCUCGCCGGCGGAUCAGUCGGAGCAAGGAGGCAGGGUAGACCAUGGAGGGAUUUUGCCUUGUGGUCGAUUCAGUUCGCCGUUCUCUCCUACUCGAGCCGCUGCAUCGUUCAACCUUUAGCUUUGAGUGUAAUUUGUUAUCGCUGCUUUGGAGCUGCGCAGGGGGCCGCCGCCAAGGACCUCCCGGAGAUCCUCUAUGGUGUCCUCCACGCCCCCCCGCGACGAGCGCAAGGACCAGGACGACGUCGCCGUCCAGUACCGCCGCGGCGGCCCCGGGGGCAAGAGCGGCAAAUGGCGCUGCGUCAGCGGCGGCAGGGCAGCCGCGGCUGAGGCCGCCAAGGCCCGGCGCGAGAAGGAGGCGGAGCAAACGCAGGCCAUGCUCGCGUGCUAUGACUCUGACGAGGCCUUCCGCAACCUCUAUGAUGGCGUCGCUAACCUCUUCGCCGGGCUGCUCAAGUUGGGCCUGGAGCACCUGUGCGUGGGCGACACGACCAAGAUCGGGUUCGCCGCCAAGUGAGGCCAUCGCGCGACUCGAGCCCCGAGUACCUCGCCAUCCCCCACAAGCACUAUGCCUGCCGCGUCUGCAACCGGCUCCGCCGCGAGGUCCAGGUGCCGCUCCUCAAGGUGCUCGAGCUUGCCGAGCUCUACAUGAGCGCCUGCAAGUGGGACGAGCUGCCCUACGCGCGCGUGGCGUCCACGGCCAUGCGCCAGUACAAGGAGGCGUCCUGGAUGUGCUUCUUUCUUCUUAUCAUGGGGUCAGCGACGGCGACCGGCACCCAGUAGGGCUGGCCGAGGAAGAGGGUGAGACGUGGGGAUUGAAGAAGGGUUCCAGGACUAUAUUGAUGCCAUCGUCAAGUCAUGUAGACUAAUUGUAGAACAAAUCUAUACUUUUGCUGGGACUAAAAGUGAAAAUGAUAAUUGGGACCAAAACUAUGCAUUUCUAGGAAAUAAUAAAUAUGCAAAAGGAUUAUCCACGGGAUGGAGCAGAGGCCGGCGUGGGCCGCAAGGAGCAGCAGGGGCAGAAUGGUGCUCGCUUGCCGGGCGUUGGCCCUCGGAUGAAUUCGACGCCUGAGUCGAGCUGACGAGCCCUAUGGUUUGCUAUCAAUCUCUCAAAAAGGAAAAGACAACAUUACUUUGUUCUUGGGAGAAACUUCCUGUAGAGUCGCUACCUUGACAGAGAUAAAUAUGCGAUCAAGGAUAUGUUUAGUGGUUUUUCAGGAAGAAACUUGGAGGAUAUUUUUGAAGGUUCAUCACUUGCUUUAUUGCUUUAUCAUGGCGUAUUCGUCCCUUAUGCAAGAAAGGGCCUUCUUCAUGUUUGCAGAUAGUUUGGUGCUCCCAUGGUUAUUUUGUCGAGAUUGUCCUUCUGUUCAUUAUUUGGGAACCAUCUCCUGCAUCUCAGCUACUGUCCAGCUGCUGCCCUUAUGGUGAUUGAUUAAUGGUGUAUGUUUUCCUAUUAGUUUCUCUGUAUGCCAAUGUCUGAAUUAUGUCUUGACGUUUUACAUUUCUCCAGGCCUUGGAUUCCCUGAGAUGCGCUAUUCAUAGGCAUGCACUUUCUAAUAAAAUUAUGGAAAUCAAUUUGAACAAGUAAUUUAUCUAGCUACAACAACCUAUUGUUUAUGUUCCUUGCUUUCGCAAAUAGUAGUUUAUAGUCUAUAUCUGCCAAAUAUUUACACAUUAGUUUAGCCACAAAGUAAGAUGUCAUACAUUAGUGAUGGGUUUGUUAUUCUGCUGUCGUUUCAUGUUGGUUAGCCAUGAUAAAUCUAAUUUCUAGAGUAGGUAGAUGAUCCGUGUCAGGUUUCUUUUAGAGAUCGAAAUAUGGUUCGACUCUGAAAUAAGUAGUAUGGCGUCCAGUUCGGCAUAGGUAGUAGAAAGCAUACUAAUCCCAUUUACAUACUAUGCAAAACUGGAAGGCCUUCUAAAGCUCUGAAACUACUAUUUGUUGUGUAAUAUGUAUCCCCUUUUCAUACUUUGUAUAUGCUCUCUACUUAGUAGGCAAAAGUACAUGAGAACGAUGGCCUACAGGAUGUGAAUUGCACUAAAAUAUAUGCAGGUUUUGUGCCAGUUAGAAACUCGAGGUCCAAAACUCAAGGAUGAUGGCCCAAAACUCGAGGACUCUAUAUUCAGAAACUACACAUGUUUCUGAAUAUUGACUUGAGUUU